Pseudonaja textilis is the source of this 5666-nucleotide messenger RNA. Lineage: Eukaryota; Metazoa; Chordata; Lepidosauria; Squamata; Elapidae. The record is from RefSeq and is a predicted model, not a curated record.
ACUGUCAGUAAUUCUUCCUUGUUUCUCCCAAAUCCAUAAACAGAAAGUGAAAGAUUUUUUUUUUAAAGGCUGUUGUGAAAUUUCCCAGGGUUUUUUUUUUUUUGAGUCAUAGCUCACCUGUAGGGAGAUAAGCCAAAUGUCCUUAAGGCAACAGGUCAGGACAAGUCAAGUCAGAUCCAUAGGUCUUCAGUGAGACUGAUAGAACUUCGCUUUCAAUGUUGGUUAAGGAUAUUUCAAUCUUGCCUCUCCCCGAGUUGUGAUUUCAAAGGAUAGCAGUUUUUAAUUACACUUCCAAGUCUAGUAAAAGAAGAAAAUAAGAGCUGGAAAGGUUCAUUGGGUCAUCAUGUCCAACUGUGUAGCUGAAGAAGAAAUAUAAUUGAAAUUCAGUUGAAUGCAAUGGAGAUCUCCACAGGAAACAAACAUGGUAUUUCAAUUAGUAAAUUUCAGGCUCCUAGGCUGCUCGGAGAAGACAACCAACGAUGGGGGAACAAAGAUAGAGAAUGAGGUAAUGGCAGGAGCAUCUGAGAAGGAUCUUUUGUGAGAGAGCGAAAUGGCGACUCCGUAGCCCAAGAUGAAUGGCUUCUGAGGGGCGUCUUUGUAUGGCACGGCUGGACGGGGCAUUUCUCUCUAGAGGACCCUCCGAAAGAGAAAAUGGAUCUCCCUUUCCUCUUGCCAGUCUCCACCAAGAUGACCUCAUUCCUUUGGAGGACAAUGGAGAGUCUGGGCCUUUAAGUUCAUAGCCAUUACCUCAUCGUCUUCGUGGGGGCCGCAGAUUAAAAAGCAAAGCCUUGCUCCAGUUCAAGCGCCUGUGGUUGUCAUGGCGGAUGAAAUGAAUGGUGCUCAGCUCAUCCCCGGAGAGAGGCUGGUGACUUGGCUGGAAAGCAGCAUGGAGAAAUUGCUCCUGAUUGACAGCCGCCCCUUUGUGGAAUACAACAUGUCCCAUAUCUUGGAGGCCAUCAACAUCCAUUGCUCGAAGCUCAUGAAGCGCAGGUUGCAGCAGGAUAAGGUGCUGAUCACCGAACUUAUUCAGCAUUCGGCAAAACAGAAGGUUGAAAUCGAUGGCAAACAGGAAGUCGUGGUGUAUGACCAAAACUCAACAGAUCUGGCUGCUGUCCCUCCCGAUUCCUUCUUGAGUCUCCUGCUGAGAAAAUUGGAGAAAAGCUUCAGCUCUGUUCACCUGCUUGCAGGUGGAUUUGCUGAAUUUUCCAAUUGCUUCCCUGGCCUUUGCGAAGGAAAAUCUAUCCUGGUGCCUUCCUGCAUUUCUCAACCUUGCUUACCGGUUUCCAACACGGGACCCACCCGGAUUCUCCCCCACCUGUACCUGGGAUGCCAAAGAGACGUCCUCAACAAGGAGCUCAUGCAACAGAAUGAGAUCGGCUAUGUGUUAAACGCCAGCAAUACAUGUCCCAAACCUGACUUCAUCCCAGAGUCCCACUUCUUAAGGGUGCCGGUGAACGACAGCUUCUGCGAGAAAAUCUUCCCCUGGCUGGACAAGUCCGUGGACUUCAUAGAAAAAGCCAAAGCUUCAAACGGUUGCGUCUUAGUCCACUGUUUAGCCGGAAUAUCCCGCUCAGCCACAAUUGCCAUUGCCUAUAUAAUGAAAAGGAUGGACAUGUCCUUAGAUGAGGCCUACAGGUUUGUGAAAGAGAAGAGGCCGACUAUUUCUCCUAACUUCAACUUUCUCGGCCAGCUUCUGGACUUUGAAAAGAAGAUCAAGAACCAGGGAGGCACCGGCGGGCUUGUUAGCAAACUCAAGCUUCUGCAUUUGGAAAACGGCAGCAACCACGGAGCAGGGGGUGGAACCCUACGGGCCUCUUCUCAGCUCUGGGCUUCCUCUACCUCAGAGAAGGUGGAGCCGAAAGCCCCGGAGCCAGGAAAGCCAUCAGCUCCGACUCUCCCACCGUCUGCAGAGGGCGGCUCCUUGGUGCAAGGCCGAACUGGGUUAAACGUCCCCUCCGAUAAAGUUGAAGACAGCAACAGAUUGAAGCGGUCAUUUUCCUUGGAUAUCAAGUCCGUCUCGUGCGCCGCCGGCAACGCUUGCCUUACGGCUUCAGGACCAGGCUAUCCUUCCUUGGAAGACACGUUGGAGUUCUACAAGCAUUCGGCUACUUUGGAAGCGGGCGGCAAAUUGUGCCAGUUCUCUCCAGUCCAGGAGGUUUCAGAACAGACCCCCGAGGGCAGCCCCGAUAAGGAACACACCAAGCUGCCGGAGAAGUCCCACCAGGGUUGGCAGCCCGACAGCCAGAGCAAGCGCCAGCAUUCGGGAAGGACCAAUUGUUCUGCUCAGAGGUCAUCCUUGUACCCGUUGCAUCGAAGCGGGAGCAUGGAAGAUAAUUACAGAACCAACUUCCUCUUCGGCCUUUCGGCCAGCCAGCAACAUCUGGCCAAGUCUGCAGCUGGGCUGGGCCUCAAAGGCUGGCAUUCGGACAUCUUAUCUCCUCAGACCUCUGCGGCUUCCCUGACCGGCAGCUGGUAUUUCACCGCCGAUCCUUCCCAUAUUUAUUCCGCUUCAGCCAUAUACGGGAGGAGCGCCACCUAUUCGGCCUUCAGUUGCAGCCAGCUACCCACGGGGUGCGAGCAAACGUAUGGGGUGCGCAGGAGAGAAAAACACGGGGAGCGAGGCGACUCCCGGCGGAGCUGGCACGAGGAGAGCUCUUUUGAGAAGCAGUUCAAGCGGAGGAGUUGCCAGAUGGAAUUUGGGGAAAGUAUCAUGUCCGAGAACAGGUCCCGAGAAGAACUUGGGAAAAUGGGAAGCCAAUCCAGCUUUUCAGGCAGCAUGGAGAUUAUUGAAGUUUCUUGACUCUCUUCGUUGAUUUCCUGCCCCCCCCCCCCCCCCCCCAUUCCUUCUGUCCCAAUUUUCUAUAAAACAAUUCCCUGUAAAUCUGAAAUUUCAGAAUACUGUUCAGCUCCGGUAUGGACGAAAUUUAACACAAACUGAUUGUGUGUGCGUGCCUGCGUGUGUGGCUUUUUUGUGUGUGUGCAUGCACGCACAGAGGCCUCGUGAGUGUAUUCAAGAGGGAUUAAAUGGUAAAAUUUAAUUUUUGCAAUAUAGACAAUCAGCUCUUUUCUUGCCUUGCACGUUCUCAUCACCUUAAGGCAAAAAAUAAAUAAAUAAUGCAGCUAUUUUCCUAAGUUUCCCUUAACAAAUGAAGGCGUGACAGGCCAAGUUGCGCAUCCUUGUUGUCUUUAACGAAUCGGCCUUUGUUAAGCAGACGUGAGGUUUGUUUCUACUAAAGUUUUGAUUGAAAGGUGACUGAAAGUUUGUGCUCUCUGCUGCUGUAUAUUUCCCGAGAAAUACGUCUUAACAAGAUUCUCAGUCAUCCAGGUGGAGCUGUCUGGAAAUUGAAUCGUGGGCACUGGGCUUGUUUUUCUUUUUGGUAUGAAACGUUUCGCAGUUCGGAAGCGACUUGGGUAAGCCGCGAAAUGUUUCAAACCCCAAAAGAGAAAGAAGUUGGGUUCCCCCCCAAGAAACAUGUCUCAAUGGGAGCUGAGAGAGACUUUAAGACACACGCUAUUUGCACAACCGUUGUAUGAAUGCCACCUUAGACAAUCUUCAUUAAAUGGCCUAGUCAGCCUCUCAAAAUGAGACACGCAAGCAGACUUUUUCAGGUUCUGGAUGUGUUGCUAACUCUUGAUGAGGAUUAUUACCCUGCAGACGGCAAGUUGUCCCACGUGCAUAUUUUCAUGUUUUAUGUCUUAAUUUGUGUCUUUAAUAUUCAAGGUACACAAAUACGCCUUGCAAUUGAGACCCUGCAUGUGCUGUUAUACAAAUGCCAGAACUGUGUCUAAAGGAAACUGACAUCCUCUGCACCCACCUACCAAGGACAUUUACCCAGGAAGCGCCCGACAAUUUCCAUGAUCCAAGCUCACAAAAGCAUGAUCCCGUAUCUAGGCCCCAGGCACUCACAGGUCAAGCAGGAAUGCAAAAAGGAAAGGACAUUUUUGAUACUCUUGGGUGUGUGUGUGUGUGUGUGUGUGUGUGUGUGUUAGGGGUGCAUCAGAGAGAUUCCAUUCCAUACUUCCAAUCAGUACAGGUGGAAUGUAAAGCACAAGCAACAGGACUAAGUUGUAUCGAAAAGGUGUUACCAUUUAUCACCUUGAGCUUCAAAACAUGCCACUCAAAAUGUAGUAGGAAUACUGUCAGUGGUUCUCUGCUGUUCUUCACACACACACACACAACACACAACCAGAUGAAACACCCUAAUGCAGAGUUUCUCGUGUGGCUUUUGUUCUUGGAGAUAACUGCUUAUUCCUCCAAAAAUCCACGCAGGAGGGCCUGUGACACAUUUAUAGAGGAACAGAGAAUAGGAUAGGGCAGAAUUUAAAUACAAUAAUAAAAUAAUAAAACAGACACGCAGCGGUGAAGAGGAUACCGUCAAAGGACUGCAAUAGCAGGGCCCCUCGUUUUUUUAUGCUCCACCCUAUUUUAAGCAUCCAUUUUUUUCUACCGAUGUAGAAACUGUAUAAAGUUUUUUUCCCCCUCUCAGAAUCCCAAAUGGUACACAAGCUGUUGUGAGCUGAAAUUAGGGGACUCCAGUACUGCUGCAAUGUUUCACUUUGUAUAACCAAAAUCUAGAGGGGGAAAUGCCAUUACAGAUAGUCAUCGAUGUUCAUUUAGUGGCCGUUUGGAGUUAUAAAGGCACUGGGAGAAAGAAGCGACUCAUGGCUGUUUUUGGUCACAGGAUCAAAAUUCACUUAAGCGCGACCACCUUUAACAGCUGCAGUGAUUCCCUUGGCAACUGUGGCAAGGAAGGUCGUAAAAAUGGGGCAAAACUCACUUCAACAGCUGCCUUGCUUAGCCAUGGAAAUGUUGGGCUCAACUGCAGUCAUAAAUUGAGGACUACCUGUUCUGGGGUGGAGGCGUACUUCCUUCUCAGUUCCAUAUUGCAAUUCUCCCUGAAUCACCAUUCAGCUUCCUGGAGAACGUAGCCUGUAUCUAAUGACACCGGCGCUGGAUUCGUCUCUAAAAUGAACCGUAGAGAACAAGGUGUUCUGCAUAAGGAAAAGCCGUAUCAACAACGCAGCCCAACCCUUUGCUGGUUCUGUUGGCUGAUGCAGGGAGACAACUUGAGAACUGGCGUGAUCAAUGACCAGGGAAAUAUUUAAAUCCAAGCUUACUCCCCUAAUCAGGAAAUCGUUAUGUUAUGCAAGAAAAGCUACUCUCUCAACAGCGACACAGGUCAAUUGCAAACUUUUAUCUCUUUAGCUUACCAUUCCAUGAUUUCUCUAUUACACGUAUUUGUUGGUUAGAUUCUCUUCUCUCAGUUCAGGCUAUUUUUCCCUGUUAAUAUUCCCAUUUGUAGUAUCAACUGUCAGCAUGAUUUCACAGGUGAAUCAUCUGUGCUUGCUUCAUUUAUCAUACAUAAAGGAUCACUCAACAGUAGGAAUAGCAUCUCUAGAGAGGACAUAGGAGGCUCUGGAGGAACACUAGUUUGUGAGUGAAAAGUUGUGUGUGUGUGCAGGGGGUGGGGGUGGGAAAGUGAGGCUGGAAGACUCCCAAGCCCUGGACCAUCUCGGCAAAGCCAUUCUCCUGCAGCACGAAAGCAGUGGCCACCCAGAAGAAAAAAGGCAGGUGCUAUAUCAGGUUAUCCAUAUUUUGCAGGUUUAUUAAUAAAUAUGUCAAGUCAUGAUCAUACAUCGUUCAGAGAAGGAAAUUCAGUGCAAGG